UCUCUGCGCUGCCGGCGGAAGUGUGGCUGUGAGUGCGAUCGGGGCUACUUGCCUCAGGUCCGAAGCCGAAAUGCUGUUGGGUGCCUGACAGUAAACGAUGGGCCGGCUGCUGUCUCUGGCCCACAGAGUCGCCUUGACCGCUGUGCGCUGCAGCCAGGGCUGUUGUGGGCUCGGGAUGUUCUAUGCAGUGAGGAGAGGCCGCAAGACCGGGGUCUUUCUGACCUGGAAUGAGUGCAGAGCACAAGUGGACCGGUUUCCUGCUGCCAGAUUUAAGAAGUUUGCUACAGAAGAUGAGGCCUGGGCCUUUGUUAGGAACUCUGCAAGCCCAGAUGGUUCAGAAGGGCAGAAGAAUAAACAUGUACAAGAAUCACAAACGAAAACCAGCAAGCGACCCCGUGAGCCCCUGGAUAAAGAUGAAGAGGACAGUGCAGAGCCAUGUGCAAAGCACCUGAGACAGGGUGCAGAGUCGGCUCCUUCAGUCAGCAAAGACGCAUUUUCUUAUAUGGGAGACUCUGUUGUCGUGUACACUGACGGCUGCUGCUCCAGUAACGGGCGGAGGAGGGCACGAGCAGGCAUCGGAGUCUACUGGGGCCCAGGCCAUCCUUUAAAUGUAGGCAUUAGACUUCCUGGGCGCCAGACAAACCAAAGAGCAGAGAUUCAUGCAGCCUGCAAAGCUAUUGAACAAGCAAAGGCUCAAAACAUCAACAAGUUGGUUUUAUAUACAGACAGUAUGUUCACUAUAAAUGGUAUAACCAACUGGGUUCAAGGCUGGAAGAAGAACGGCUGGAGGACAAGCACAGGGAAAGAGGUGAUCAACAAAGAGGACUUCAUGGCCCUGGAGAAGCUCACCCAGGACAUGAACAUUCAGUGGAUGCAUAUUCCUGGUCACUCGGGAUUUAGAGGCAAUGAAGAAGCUGAUAGGUUAGCAAGAGAAGGAGCUAAGCAGUCUGCAGAUUGAGUAAAAUGACUUUAGGACCCGAGGAGACUGAACCCAGUGGCUGUGUCAAUACUUUUACUUGCUGGUGUGGAAGAGAAGACUGCAGGCUGGACCAUUGUAGCAGGUCUGCAGACCUGGCUGUCACACUGACUCGGGUGGCAGGGUGGCUUUCUGUGAUAGGAAGUGGUCACAUGUAUGAUAAAUUAAACAUCUUUGAGAUUUGAGACCUGUGUGAAUUCUCAGCAUUAUGCUUAAAUUUGGCUUGAUACUGUUCCUGUUUUAUUGCAGUCUGGCCCCAAAUGCCACAGCUUUGAUUUUGAUUAGGAACUAAUAAAACAUUGUCAUUAAAAGAUGCA
Messenger RNA from Nycticebus coucang (slow loris), 1293 nucleotides. RefSeq names its product ribonuclease H1 (gene RNASEH1). Gene Ontology annotation, molecular function: RNA-DNA hybrid ribonuclease activity; magnesium ion binding; nucleic acid binding. Gene Ontology annotation, biological process: DNA replication, removal of RNA primer. The transcript has 8 exons. The record is from RefSeq and is a predicted model, not a curated record. Lineage: Eukaryota; Metazoa; Chordata; Mammalia; Primates; Lorisidae. Bases 98 to 958 code for a protein of 286 amino acids.